AUGAGACUUCUUGGUGUGUUUGGUUCUGAGACAAAUGAAACACAGUCAGUGUCAGUGAUGGAGGGUGAUUCUGUCACUCUAUACACUGAUGUAACUGAAAUACAUGAAGAGGAUGAAAUAAUGUGGAAUUUUGGAGCUGAAAACUCUCUGAUAGCUCAAAUAAAUAGAGCCUCUGGAAUCUUCUUCACAUAUGGUGGUCCUGAUGACAGAUUGAGAGACAGACUGAAUCUGGACUAUCAAACUGGAUCUCUGACCAUCACAAACAUCACAACUCAACACACUGGACUCUAUAAAGUAAAGAGAAUUGCAGCUGAACUCUCAUUAAAAACAUUCAGUGUUUCCGUCUAUGCUCAUCUGCCCACACCUAACAUUAUCAGAGAUAAUUCACUAAAUCUUUCAUCAUCUUCAUCAUCAUCAUCUUCAUCACAGCAGAAUUGUUCAUUGUUGUGUUCAGUGGUGAAUGUGAGUCAUGUGACUCUCUCCUGGUACAAAGGAAACAGUUUAUUGUCCAGCAUCAGUGUGUCUGAUCUCAGCAUCAGUCUCUCUCUACCUCUGGAGGUGGAAUAUCAGGAUAAUAAUACCUAUAGUUGUGUGGUGAACAAUCCCAUUAGCACCCAGACUCAACAUCUGGACAUCACUCAACACUGUCAGAUUCACUCAGGUACCCUACCUUUAUUGUACGUAGUGUUGAUUUCUGCUGCUGGAUCUCUGUUGAUUGUAGCUGCAGUCGUGAUGUGCUGCAUCUGCAGGAAAUGUAGAAAAACAGCCAAGUAA
This is a messenger RNA of Carassius auratus (goldfish), 774 nucleotides long. RefSeq names its product natural killer cell receptor 2B4-like. The transcript has 5 exons. Bases 1 to 774 code for a protein of 257 amino acids. Lineage: Eukaryota; Metazoa; Chordata; Actinopteri; Cypriniformes; Cyprinidae. The record is from RefSeq and is a predicted model, not a curated record.